AUGUCGCAGCACGAUUCCGAAUCCGAAUCUGAAUCUGAUGGUAGUAUUACCCCCUCCAGCGCUUCUGCUGAAGAAUACGCACGCGAUGCAUACGUCGAAGGACGCGUCUGUCGCUUUCUAGGCCACAUCGAAGCCGUCCCCAUCAACCGCGAGGGCACCCUCGUGCAAGUCCACCGCGCUUGGGUCAAUGUUACCCAUCGGACCCGCCGCGACUUCUCGGUCUUGAGUGACAACCCUCACGGUCCCCGGUGGGAUUUCUGCUACAAGCUCCCUGGCCCUGGCAACAGCUGGCUCGCCAGAACGACUGAAGACACUAACGCAUCGACUGAGCUAUUCCAGACUGUCCAGAAACACAGCGUCAAGGGCUACAAGCACCACACAUACGAGUGUGACCAUAAUGGGGCUUCUUCAUGGAUUAUUGAGAGUUACCCGGAAGAGGAGAAAAUGGACAAGGUUCUUGAAGGUAGAGAAAUGAUUCGGACUCUGCAGCAACGUUUGGGCUUCGAGAUCGGGGACGUCUAUGGAAGGCAUUUUCGGUAUAAGCCUUCGAAGUUGAAUGAUCUUGGAAGAGAGCGUCGGUGGAUAGAGGAAGGGGAUUUGUAUGAGGAUGAGGAAGACGAAACGGAUGACGGAGAGGAUAGUGAAGAAGAUGACGAGGACGAAGACGAUGAGGAUGAGGAUACCGAAAUGGAUGACGGUGAGGAAAGCGACGAUCAAGAGGAUGACGAUGAGGAUGACGAUGAGGAAUCAGUAUCGACAUUUGGAGCGAUCUGGGCGAGUUGUGCUUGA
This is a messenger RNA of Fusarium coffeatum, 789 nucleotides long. RefSeq lists its product as uncharacterized. The transcript has a single exon. NCBI's taxonomy places the organism in Eukaryota, Fungi, Ascomycota, Sordariomycetes, Hypocreales, Nectriaceae. The coding region runs from base 1 to 789 and encodes 262 amino acids. The record is from RefSeq and is a predicted model, not a curated record.